AUGCUGAACAAAAUCAUUGUCAAUCAGUACAAUCUAUGGCUUGUCAUAUUCGUUGCCCUAGGCACGAUAUCGACGGCCUAUGGUUUAGCAGUUAUCGGCUCGACUGUCGGUCAACCCAACUUCUAUACCUACUUCAAUCUGGCUACAGCUGGCGAACCUGGAUAUGACCAUACCACCAACAUGAUCGGUGCCCUGAAUGGCGUGAACUCGGCUGGCGCUAUCGCGGGUUGCAUCUUUCAAGCAUGGGCUGCCGACUAUUAUGGUCGAAAACACACUCUGCAGAUAGGCUGUAUUGUCUUGAUCAUCGGUGGAGCUCUUUGCGCGGGAGCCUAUGACAUGGCCAUGUUCCUUGUCGGCAGAUUCGUUGCUGGCGUUGGGGCCGGUGUCCUUGCCUGUAUCGUACCCAUCUACCAGGCUGAAGUUUCAACCCCUGAAACACGUGGUGCUAUGGUCUGUGUUACAGGAAUUAUGUACGCUUUGGGCUACAGUCUUGCCGGGUGGCUCGGAUAUGCAUGCUACUACAUGAAAGCCGACAAUCCAGCAGCUCAAUUCUCAUGGCGAUUCCCUUUAGCCUUCCAAAUCUUCUUCCCCAUUGUCGUACUUGCUGGCAGCAAGUUGAUUCCAUACAGUCCACGAUGGCUUCUCUCCAAAGGCCGACGGCAAGAAGCCCUCGACAUAGUCAAGCGCCUGCAUAGAUCCCCUUCGGAUUCAGAGGACACCAAGGCACGUCAAGAAUUCUGGCUCAUGGAGAAACAAUAUGAAAUGGAUGCUUCCAUGUCCUUUGGAAAAUUCGAACUCUUCAAGACAGCCGCCAACAGGAAGCGAGCCCUCAUGGCCUUUAUGCUAAUGUGGGGAGAUCAAUUUUUGGGUAUCUUCGUAAUGACAAACUACGGUGUCCUCAUUUACGCCAGCUUAGGACUCAGCGGCUCGAUUCCCCUCCUUCUCAACGCAUGCUGGACCACGCUCACCAUCGUCGGCAAUACCUGGACGGCGCUGUACAUUGACCGCUUCGGGCGACGGCUCUUCAUGCUGAUCGGCUCCGCAGGGUGCAUCGCGUCGCUCAUCUUUCUGUGCUCGCUGACGGCAUCCUUCCUCAACACGACCAACAAGGCUGGUCUCAACGCCGCCGUCUUCUUCAUCUGGUUCUACAUUUGCUGGUGGUGCUUCUUCAUCGACGCCACGCAGUAUGUCUACGUCGCCGAGAUCUUCCCAAACCACCUGCGGCCCUACGGUGUCGCCCUGGGCCUCUCGUCCUUCUACCUCGCCAGCGAGGUCACACUUGUCGGCGCCCCCGUCGCUCUCAACAAGAUCGGCUGGAAGUUCUAUCUCGUUCUCAUCAUUCCCAGUGCCGUCUACUGGUUCGUCAUCUACUUCUUCUUCCCCGAGACCAAGGGUCGCACACUUGAGGAGAUCGGCGACGUCUUCGGCGAUGACCUCCACGUCGCCAGCCACUGGUACAGCGCCACGCCCGAGGAGAAGGCCCGUAUGGCCGAGCAGGCUCUGCGCGAGACCGAGGGCGGCAUCGUGCGCGAGAAGGGCUACCGUGGAAGUGACUCUUCUCCUCCCGUGGAGGUCGCCCCGGACACCAAAACCGAGGCCCUUGAGACCGAAGACACCAACGUUUCCAAGUGA
Exophiala spinifera is the source of this 1632-nucleotide messenger RNA. RefSeq lists its product as uncharacterized. The record is from RefSeq and is a predicted model, not a curated record. NCBI's taxonomy places the organism in Eukaryota, Fungi, Ascomycota, Eurotiomycetes, Chaetothyriales, Herpotrichiellaceae. Gene Ontology annotation, cellular component: membrane. Bases 1 to 1632 code for a protein of 543 amino acids. The transcript has 5 exons. Gene Ontology annotation, biological process: carbohydrate transport; transmembrane transport. Gene Ontology annotation, molecular function: carbohydrate:proton symporter activity.